AUGAAGAAAAUUACUUGUUCCCUAUUAUUUACAACUCUCGCCUUAGCAGAUAAGAGUUGCAGAUUUGCACCAACAUUCGAUACCUCAAAUAUCGCUACAAAUCAAACUGCUAGAUAACUAUUUGUUCAAAAAGUUCUAGAAAUUGAGGGUAAAUUUAUGAGAGAAAUCGGAUAUGAUCACGAAACAGGACUGACUCAAAAGAAAAUUAUUCUCGACUCAAGAACUGGUGUCCCCAAGACUCAAGCUGAGUUCGGAUCAUCAGUCGUUUCAGAAGCUUAUCAACUAGCCAUUAUUGCGAAAGCUCUUAAUGGAGAAGUUGAUGCUCUUUCCAUUUAUCCAGAAAAUGAGGCUUUAUCAGUUCUAGCAAAGAAAAUGAAGACUCUUGAUUCAUAUAGACUCAACCAAUUGAUGAGUGAAUCAAAGGAUGAAAAAGAUUCUCACAAAUUCUUUAUCGCUCUACAAACUGUAAAGGAGGUAGUUGCUAAUAAAUAUCCAUAGCAAACUGAUAUCCAAAGGCAAUUAUAAAAUGUCAUCCAAACUUUAAUGGAUCCAAAUAACCAAUCAAACAACUCUCUUAACUUUAAACCUCUUUUGGGAGAAAUAGUUAGAUACUAUCUUACAGAACAAAAUUUAUUAGAUAUCACUGAGUCAACUCUAUUUUUGCCAUUACUAGAUAAUGAUUCUCUCAAGUAAAAGUAAAUAGAUAUGCUUCAAAAGUAAAUGUCCACAAGUGUCCAAGAUAUGUCUACCCAAAGAAUAGAUCUAGUGUCACUAUUCUAAAUUGAUGAAAAAACCGCAUCAGCAUGGCUUCACAAUACUUUACUAGUGCCAGCUACACAAACACUCUAUGGUGUAGCAGAUCUUACAACAAAUGAUGAUAUCCCAACUUUGAGCUGGGAAACUAAAGGUCCAAUGAUCUUAUCAAUGCUUGGAGGACUCUAAGAUAUUGUUAGAUAGACUCUUAAAUCAAAUAAUCUCUAUGAUGAAUUCUUAAGCAAACUUCCAAAAUUAGAAGUUCAACCAAAGUAGCUAUAAGACUUCAAUAUUCCAACAAAGAUUGGCUUUAGUAUGAAGCAAGACUUCACCUCUUGCAGACUUAUGGAUUUCCCAGCUGACUUUGCUUUUGGAACUGCUACAGCUGCUUUCCAAGUUGAGGGAGCCUCAAAGACUGAUAAUAGAGGUCCUAGCAUUUGGGAUGACUUCUGUGCUAUCCCAGGGAGAAUAGCAAAUGGAGACACUGGUGAAGUUGCUGAUGAUUUCUAUCACAAAUAUUAACAAGACAUUCUCAUGAUGAAAAAUCUUGGAGUGAAGCACUUCAGAUUGUCUUUCUCUUGGUCAAGAAUACUUCCAACUGGAACCAUUGAUAAUGUGAAUCAGAAGGGAAUAGACUUCUAUAACAAUGUCCUUGAUGCUCUCAUCGCUGCAGGAAUUUAACCAUGGGUUACCCUUUUCCAUUGGGACUUGCCAUCAGCCCUUCAAGGUAAAGGAUCAACUGAUGCAUGGUUAGGAGAUAAAAUAAUUAACCAAUUCAAUGAUUAUGCUGAUCUCUGCUUCAAAACUUUCGGUCCCAAAGUAAAGAGAUGGUUAACUUUCAACGAACCAUGGACCUUCACAUGGCUCGGAUAUGGAACUGGUGGUAACGCACCUGGCAGAUGUACUCAAGGGGGCUACAGAAAUGAUUGUCAGACAGUUGGUGGAGGUGGUGACUCAGGCAAAGAGCCAUAUAUCGUCACUCAUAAUGUCAUUUUGUCUCAUGCUACUGCUGUUAAAACCUAUAGAGAUAAAUAUCAAAAGGAUCAAGGUGGUCAAAUCGGUUGGACUCUUAACACAGAUUUCGCAGAGCCAUAUGAUCCAUCAAAUCCAGACGAUGUUAAGGCUGUAGACACCAAAGUAGCUUUCGAAUUUGCUUGGUAUAUGGAUCCAAUCGUCUUCGGUAAAUAUCCAGAUGUUAUGGUUGCUUAAAUCGACAAUAAUAGACUCCCAACUUUCACAGCAGAUUAGCAGAAACUUAUUAUGGGAAGUUAUGAUUUCAUUGGAAUUAACCAUUAUACUUCAACAUAUGCAAAAGCAGUUGUAACUAUAGAUACUGAUUGGAGCUCUGAUUCAAAGGUUUGGUCUACUGCAACUGGUCCAGAUGGUAAACUUAUAGGGCCUUAAGCUCAAUCCCCUUGGCUUUUUGUUUAUCCACCAGGAAUUAGAAAGUUAAUGAAGUGGGUUGAUGCUAGAUAUAGUACUCAAUAAAAAAAGCAAUAACUUAUUGUUUUCGAGAAUGGAGUCAGUGUUCCAGGUGAAACUGAAAUGACAAUCGCUCAAGCGGUUCAUGAUGAUUUCAGAGUAAAUUUUUACAAAGGAUAUAUUCAAAACUUGAGAGACGCCAUUACUCUUGAUGGAGUUGAUGUAGUUGGAUAUUUUGCAUGGUCACUUAUGGAUAACUUUGAAUGGGAUGAUGGAUAUAAUGUCAGAUUUGGAAUGGUUUAUGUUGAUUACAAGAAUAAUCAAGCUAGAUAUGUUAAGGAUUCCAUUCUUUGGUAUUCUCAGUUCAUGCAAACUCAAGAUUUUAAUGCUGUUUAUCACAACCCAUAUGAUGAUAUGAUCAAGAAUCAAACACAUUAACCAACUAUCAAUCACUAGAAAUUCCUUGAAAUUCAAUGA
This is a messenger RNA of Stylonychia lemnae, 2652 nucleotides long. Lineage: Eukaryota; Ciliophora; Spirotrichea; Sporadotrichida; Oxytrichidae. The record is from the annotation of a GenBank genome assembly.